Cynara cardunculus var. scolymus (artichoke) is the source of this 2522-nucleotide messenger RNA. RefSeq lists its product as uncharacterized. Lineage: Eukaryota; Viridiplantae; Streptophyta; Magnoliopsida; Asterales; Asteraceae. The record is from RefSeq and is a predicted model, not a curated record. Bases 1310 to 2278 code for a protein of 322 amino acids. The transcript is spliced from 3 exons.
UUGAUCUGUCUGUACCUAUUCAUGUUACCUGACCGAUAAAAGCUUCUUAAAUUUUGUUAAUCUGUUGUGUUCCCAACUCCUUUUCGUCUUUCAAGAAAUGUGCCUUUGACGUAGCUUAUUUUGCAUUUAUUUGUUAUAGUUUAUGUUUGCUGAUUUUUUAGACCUAGGUAUGGCAGUUUUGUAGUCAGUUGCUUACUUUCAGCUGACUUCAGGGUGUAAUACUUAUUGGGGAUAUAGUUUGAACUUCAUCGUUUUCGUUGACAUUGUCAAUUUUGCUUUUCGGUUUUAAUACGAUUGUCUCAUAAGUAAUCAUUUUUUUAUGGGCCCGCUCAAUUGAUUGAAUGUAGAUUAAGCAUGUGGUAGUCUGUUACUCUUUCCUUUCUCUUGGAGGAGCAAAAGUUACAAAAAAGAAUUGAACCAACUUUAUGGUGAAAAGGUUAAUCUUUAGGAUGAAAUGAAAUUAACUUGUAUUUACAGAUGUGAUGGACUGUGAUCUUUAGGUAAUGUUUUUGAACGUAGAACAUACCAUUUGUUAGCCUCGAAUUGGUAAUCCUAGUUACAAAUAGUCACACUUCACUCGCGGUUGGAAAAUAGGUAGUUUAACCAAGAUUAAAGUUUCCCUUAUGCUAAGAUUUGCUCUGUCGAUUGAAAUAUUUAUGUAUUGUAUGGCCGAUUAUCUUGUUUGAACUUUGAUCAUCUUAGUUUAAAUUCUAGUGGUUAUUAUACUGUUACCUUCAUUCAGAAGUUAAGUCAAGCAACUAAUCAUGUACCUGUUGAUGCCAGGUCUUCUACUGUGAAACUGAACAUAUUUUCGCUUCUUUGAAGUAGGGUGGAUUAUAUGUUGUAUUUUAUACAAUACACUAUUAUCCCUUGGAUAAGGAGAUUAUGCGUUGGAUAACUCUAGAUUAGGAAUUGUGAGUUGUCUCCUUUGCUUUGAAAAAGCAUGGUUUUGUAGAUUUGAGUUUUGUGAGAUAGUUGGAGAUUCAAGAAAGCAAGUGAAAGAAUAAUCUCUUAGUAUUCCAAAAGAUAGCUACAACGGGGUCCCUCUGUUGUGUGGCUGCUAGGCCACAUGGGUCUAAUGCAGCUAGUCGUGACUGGUCCAUGGGUCCACAUGAGCCCUAUUGGAGAACCAAUACAAGCUUCUCACCUCCUCCGCCAAGAUGGGAUAUCCGGUACCAUUCGGAAGGGCAAUCAUUUGGUUCUCAGGAGGGUAGUCAAUUGUAUGGAUCUUCCACAUCCUCAAACAGCAGAGAAAGUAGGAGCUGGUUAAGAGGAAAUUAUCUACCCAAUCAUCGACAUUCUGCAUCUGAUGGAGUUGGGCCAUAUAUUAGCAGUCCAUCUGACUUUUCUCCAGCGCAGCAGUGGACCCCUCCAACAAUACAAGAAAUCAGUGUUGAUGAAUUCGGAAAUUCAUCUAGGAGAGUUUUGGGGUCUUUAUCCUUUUCGCCAACUAUUGAGUUUGCAGGGAAUUUCUGCUCCUCAGGAUAGCAGAGGUUCUAUUUCUUCCCGUUCAGACAGCAGUGAUUAUGAUGCAAUGGCUAAAUCACAAUCCUCCCACCGUAACUUUACAGGCCGUCGUUGCUUCAUGUCCAAACCGGUUCAUCCCUUAACCUUUCCAUCUGAAGGAGACGGACCUCCAUUUCCGGAUUUUGAUGAGACCCUUCAUCAGAGAGACCGACAGCUGAACAGCACUGCUAGUUGUGACUUUGAUUUUACAGAUGUCUCUGAACCGAUUGAAUCCGAUACCCUUAGCCGACCAUCAGUUAACCAAUCAUACGGUUACAAAUGUGGUCUGUGUGAGCGAUUUCUUUCCCAGAGAUCACCCUGGAGUUCCCGCCGGAUUGUUAGAAGCGGAGACAUGCCGGUCACCGGAGUUCUUUCAUGCCGUCAUGUCUUCCAUGCUGAAUGCCUAGAUCAAACCACACCAAAAGUCCGUAAGAGCGACCCUCCAUGUCCUGUAUGCGCCAAAUCUGAUGAAGAAACUUCUCCUGAUCAAAGGGUUUUUUCAAAAUUGAGAAGUGGGUUCCCCCGACUGAGACCUUUUCGUGAGGAUGGACCAUCUAGACCAUGGGGAUGCACUCAGGCUGGGAAUUGUGUGGAAGGGGCUCUAAGUGCUCCUUCUCGAAACACCAUGUUGCUACUGAACCGGAAUCGGGUUAAAAAGAGCCUGUCAUUGAAGGGUAAAGAAUUCCCAGGAAAGUUGAAGAAAAGUGGGACUUACUCAUCAAGUGCAGUUGGGUCUUCAAAGACAUCAUCAGAUUCAGGUAAGAAGUCAUAAAUUAUGUGUGUGUGUGUGUAUAUAUAUACAUACAUACAUACUACCUGCAAUGGAAACACAAAAACUGGCAUAUCUAAUUGAAGUGUGUGUUGUAGUUGAUAUGGGUUGGUAGGAAAAGAUUGCACAUUUUUGCAUUUCCCUUUUUGUAGGAUGCAAAUGGCAAAUGGCAAAUGGCAAAUGGUAUGUAAAAUAUGAAUCUAAUUGCUGACAUGAAAAUGCAAACUGUUUUAUGUGCCUUGUUAUC